AACGGCUUUAACUGCACCGUGAGGCGGAUGAGUUUUCACUCUGGAGGACGGACUUGGACGCGUGCUCAGGAAUCCACUAGAUGUUAAGUGUUGAAAUACACACUCGAAUUCAGUGAAGACAUGGGAAAAAUGAAGGACAAAGAUGUUGAUGCAGAGAACCAUGGAAAAGGGCAGCGUUCACCGAAAUUAUGUGGGACUAACUACCCAGUUAGCAUUGCCUUCAUUGUGGUCAACGAGUUCUGUGAAAGAUUCUCUUACUAUGGAAUGAAAGCGGUGCUCACGCUUUAUUUCAUCAACUACCUCAACUGGGACAAGGACCUGUCUACAGCUGUGUACCAUGCUUUCUCAAGCCUGUGCUACUUCACUCCACUUCUGGGGGCCUUGAUAGCAGACUCAUGGUUGGGGAAGUUCAGAACCAUCAUCUAUCUGUCUAUAGUCUAUGUGAUUGGUCAUGUGGUCAAGUCCGUAGGUGCCAUUCCUGAUGUAGGGGACAAAACUCUUCAUGUAGUUUUGUCAAUGGUUGGUCUGGUCCUUAUAGCUUUUGGGACAGGAGGAAUCAAACCAUGUGUUGCAGCUUUUGGUGGUGACCAGUUUGAUGAGGAGCAUACAGAUGAGAGGAGAAAAUUCUUCUCUAUCUUUUACAUGUCAAUCAAUGCUGGAAGUGUCUUGUCCACCAUUGUCACACCAAUACUAAGAGGUGAUGUGCAGUGCUUUGGAGGAGACUGCUACGCCUUGGCCUUUGGAGUUCCUGCGGCUUUAAUGGUCAUUGCCUUAGUGGUGUUUAUCACUGGAAGUGGGCUAUAUAAGAAAAGUCCUCCAGAGGGAAAUGUCUUGGCACGUGUCUGCAAGUGUAUUGGGUUUGCCCUAAGCAAUCGAUGGAGGAAUUCCAAGAACAGCCCAAAACGGAGUCACUGGCUGGAUUGGGCAGAGGAGAAGUACCCAAAGCGGCUCAUUCAGGAAAUUAAAAUGGUGUUCAGGGUGCUGGUUCUCUAUAUUCCAUUGCCCAUGUUCUGGGCUCUCUUUGACCAGCAGGGUUCACGCUGGACUCUCCAAGCCACUCGAAUGAACAUGAAUUUUGGCGGAGGCUUCAUACUAAAGCCUGAUCAAAUGCAGAUGCUGAAUGCUUUGCUGAUUCUGGUGUUUAUUCCAAUCUUUGACAUGGGCAUUUACCCGCUGGUAGGGCUGUGUCGGAUCAAACUCACUCCCCUAAAGAAGAUGGCAACAGGCAUGAUCCUUGCUGCACUUGCCUUCUGUGCUGCAACUGUUGUUGAAGUUUACGUCAUUAAAACUGUUGUGGAGCCCCCUCCUGCCAAAGAAAGCCUCAUUCAGGUUUUCAAUCUUAUGGAUUCAGAUGUCAGAGUGCAAUUUCCAGAACACAAUGUCUUCUCAGAGCCAUUUACACCAUAUGAGGAUCCUUCGGGAUACACAAGUCUUCCACUUACUGGCCAAUCCCAGCUGCAGACAGUGACUGUCAGUCACAAUGGGGCAGAAUACCAGUGUGGACUCACAUUCACAGAACGGACUGCCUACAGUCUUAUCCUGCGCAAUCCUGCAGAGUCUGGUGGCACUGUUUGCAAUCUGGUGGAAGAUCACAUCACCAAAUCUGAAACCGGGGCUGCAUAUCUAAGGUUUAUCAAUACCCACACUGAGAAUAUCAGCAUAACUGUUGGCAAGGAAGAAUUUUAUGCACCUGCUAAUUAUGGGAUUUCUUACAAUAUAAGUGUACCAAGGGGAGAAUACAAUAGAGUUGUUUGUGUAACAGACUCCAGUCAAUAUGAAAUCAAUCUGGGACUUCUUGAUUUUGGUGCCUUCUACACUGUCAUACUCACACAGGAAAGCAACGAUCUAACAAUCAGAAAGAUGGAGGAUAUCCAAGCCAACAACAUUCACAUCGCCUGGCAGAUUCCACAAUAUGUCUUCCUCACUGCUGGGGAAGUUAUGUUCUCUAUCACUGGUUUGGAGUUCUCCUACUCACAGGCACCGGCAAGCAUGAAGUCUGUUCUCCAGGCUGGAUGGCUUAUGACUGUGGCAUUUGGAAAUGUCAUUGUACUGAUUGUGGCAGAGGGGGCCGGGAUGGAACAGUGGGUAGAGUUCAUCCUUUUUGCUGCCCUUUUGGUGGCCGUCAGCAUCAUCUUCUCCAUCAUGGCCUACUUUUACACCUAUGUGGAUGCAGAUCAGCUGGACAAGAUUUACGGAGAGGACACAAAAGACGAGAAAGUGAAAAGUUCAGAUAGUAAGAACAACGAGACCGUUGCCAUGGCUGACAUGCCGAAGCAAACCAAGAUGUAGCAAAAUGAUGAAGCAAAACGUUUCAUUAUGAAGUAUUUAGAUCCAUUAACUGCGAUUAAGCUAAUUAAGCUUUCAAUCUUUCACAUCGGACUCUGUUAUUUUGUUCCAAGGCCUUUUUGUGGCGUUAUGCUGAACUCUACUGAUCAAGGAUCAUAUUCCAGCUGAUAUAAGAGAAAUUUACAGUGUUGAAGAAAUGAUUAUUACUAUUAUUAUUAUUUUACAUUACAUGGUACCUUACAAAAAGUAAUUUUGAGCAGUUAUAAAAUGUAAUCCUUAAGAAUGUGAUGGACUUUACAUAUACAACCAUUUAAAGAUUUGGGGUCGGUAAUAUAUUUAAUGUUUUUGAAAGAAGUCUCUUAAGCUCACCAAGGCUGCAUUAAUUUGAUUAAAAAUACAUGAAAAACAGUGGAAUUGGGAAAUAUUAUUACCAUUAAAAUUAACUAUUUAAAUGUAUUUUAAAAUGUAAUUUAUUUCUGUGAUGGCAAAGCUACAUUUUAAGCAGCUAUUACUCCAGUCUUCAGUGUCACAUGAUCCAUUUAUUAUUAACAAUGUUGAAAACAGCAGCUCAAUAUUUGUGUGGAAAAGGUGAAAUUUUUUUUUUUUACAGAUCAGAUUUCAGCAUUUGAUCCAACUAUUAUUUUACCCUUAAGUUGGCCAAAAAAAAAACACACAAGAAGAAAUUUGGCUUUAAAGUAUUUGAUGGUCAAAAUAAAGGAGGCGAUGUGUUAUGAAAAAAAUUAUAGACAUUCUUAUCUGACAGGAUUAACUGGAAAACUGUCAUUUGCCUUGUACUUUUUACAGAAGUUGUGUGAGAAAAACACGUUUGAUUCACAUUGGAUUAAAUUCACAGAGUUUAUAUUUUUGAAACAUAAAUUUCCCAAACCUCAUAAGGGAACAAUUAGUCUUGUCUGAAUAGGGCCUUUGCUGUCAUGACUGUUCAGGUAAAUAGUAUUUUUGAUUAACUCCUGGUCAACAUUACUGUCAUGUCAGUUACAUAUGCUUAAAUAUGUGUAAUGCAUGGAAAAUCUAAUCCCACUUUAAAUUUCAAGUAAUAAUUUUGUGUCUGGAUGACAAACGAGUAUUAAACAUUGUUGAUUGAA
Molecule: messenger RNA, 3389 nt
Organism: Ctenopharyngodon idella (grass carp)
Lineage: Eukaryota; Metazoa; Chordata; Actinopteri; Cypriniformes; Xenocyprididae
Gene: slc15a2
Product: solute carrier family 15 member 2
Exons: 23
Coding region: 121-2289 (722 amino acids)
Biological process (GO): transmembrane transport; oligopeptide transport
Cellular component (GO): membrane
Molecular function (GO): dipeptide transmembrane transporter activity
Source: RefSeq, a predicted model, not a curated record